Molecule: messenger RNA, 922 nt
Organism: Antechinus flavipes (yellow-footed antechinus)
Lineage: Eukaryota; Metazoa; Chordata; Mammalia; Dasyuromorphia; Dasyuridae
Gene: MND1
Product: meiotic nuclear divisions 1
Exons: 6
Coding region: 397-879 (160 amino acids)
Biological process (GO): reciprocal meiotic recombination
Cellular component (GO): nucleus
Molecular function (GO): double-stranded DNA binding
Source: RefSeq, a predicted model, not a curated record
UCCCAGGUUACGGACGCCCGGGGAGGGGAAAUCAGAAACGGAGCAAACGGCUUCUUUCGUAGGCGGGAAAGAGGGAGGGAGCAGGCCGGAGGAGGGGCUGGCUUUUUCUUUCUUUGCAGGCGCUUAGUGAGUGCUCGGUGGCUGGCUAGGGCCGGCCCCAGAGACGCGGGGCUGCAGGCGGGGGAGGGAGGGGGAAAAAGAGAGAGAGGGAGACUCGCUCUGGUUCUCUCCUCUCCCCGUGGCUCUGCUCACUCACACGCGGGCCACCAGGGGUCGCUGCUCCUCCCCGCCUCCGCGGGGCGGGGGCGGAGACGGGGGCGGAGCCGGCGCCAAAAUCAAACCCGCGCCUCGGCCGCUCGGCUCCGCCUCUGCCCGCAGCUUCUCCCGCACCCAGCCAUGUCGAAGAAAAAAGGAUUGAGUGCAGAAGAGAAAAGAACUCGUAUGAUGGAGAUCUUUUUUGAGACGAAAGAUGUAUUUCAGUUGAAAGAUAUGGAGAAGAUUGCUCCCAGAGAGAAAGGAAUUACUGCCAUGUCAGUGAAGGAAGUCCUUCAAAGCCUAGUUGAUGAUGGCAUGGUGGACUCUGAGAGGAUUGGGACAUCUAAUUAUUUCUGGGCUUUUCCAAGCAAAGCGUUGCAUGCAAGGAAACGAAAACUAGAGACAUUGUCAACUCAGUUUUCAGAAGGGAAUCAGAAGAAAGAGAAUUUACAACAAAGCAUCAAGAGAGCUAAAAUUGGCCGGCAAGACACAGAAGAACGUGCCUCAUUCUUGAAGGAGCUUGUUUCCCUCCGGCAGCAGAAGGAGCAGCUAAAGGCUGAAUUAGAAAAAUACAAGGAAUGUGAUCCUGAAGUUGUAGAAGAAAUCCGUAAGUUUGCUUCCUGACUUGAGUGUGCUUUACAUCUGCAGUAAAUAGAGCCUAAAUCCU